AUGUGUAACGGGGGGGGCGGGGGGUUUUCCUCCCGCCUUUUGGGGCUGUUCAAGGCAUUCUUGCCAACAAGCAGCCACCCCGCAGCAACUCAGCGAACCCCCUACGGCCUCAACCGCUACGUGCUGCUUCUGGUGUACGCGCUGUUUAUUGCUUUUACUUUUAGUGAUUUCUUUGGCUGGGGGCCUCUGGGAUCGAUGAUGGUGCGUUCGGGAGUUUUUGCCUGGCGUUGCAGCGAGGAACAGCAGCAGCAGCAGCAGCAGAAGCUGCUGGAGGAUCCGGAUGUGGAUUUAGCUACAAUUAUGUGUACGGAGCAGCGGGAGGCUUUUCAGUGCUUGUUUGCAUGCUCUUAUGCCGGCCAUUUCGUGGCCUUUGCCCUUGCAGGUCUUCUUGUUGACGUCGCUGGCCCCAAGGUCACCGCUCUGUUAGGUGCUGCUAUGCGAUUUGCUGGUUGGAUGCUGCUUGGGUUCGCUUCUCCUUGUUUUCGAGUGUAUGUACCGGCUCUUUUCUUUGUCGGCGGAGGCACAGGCAUGACAUAUAUAUCACUCUUAGGUAUCGCCAGUCUUUUCCCCUCUGCAGAGGGGUUCUGCUUGAUGUUGCUGGGGGCUGCUGCAGCACUCAGCUUCGCAGGACCCUCCCUGCUCGAUAGUCUACAUACUGCAGGCAGCAGCCUCUCUCUUGUCUUCUUCUUCUAUGCUGGGUCUGUCCUCAUAGCCGAUCUUCUUGUUGUGGGGCUGCUCGUCCCUUUGGAAGGAUUCAUUGGCACUGACCUCUUUGUCCUCAUCCGCUCCAUCAACUCUAAUGCAAUUGCUCCUGCACCCAUCCAGCAGCAGCAGCAGGAUCAACAGCAGCAGCGGGAACAGCAGCGGCAACGAGAACAGCAGCUACAGCUGCAGGAAUCAGCGGGCCGUCUCACCCUUCAAAACUCCACCUUGCAGCAGCAAACACAAGCGCAACCCUCUCGCGUCCCCUUGCAGCUGCAGCAGCAACUGUCCCGCCUGGCACAACAACAGCAGCGAAAGCUGUCGCAACAGGGGUCGCUGCAUCAGCAACAGCAGCUGUUGCAACAGCAAUCACAGCAGCAGCAACAGUCCCAGCUGGCGCUGCAGCUGGUGCAACCGCAGUCUCGCCUGGCGCUGCUGCAACAGCAGAGGCAGCAGCAGCAGCAACAGCAGCAGCAACAGCAGCAACAGCAGCAGCAGUCCCAGCUGGCUCAGCAGCUGCAGCAGCUACAGCAGAUGCAGCAGCUCCAGCAGCAACAGUCCCACCAAGCACUGCAACCGCAACUGUCGCAUUUGACUCUGCAGCAGAAGCAGCAGGUGCUGCAGCUGUUGCAAGAACAGCAGUCCCGGCAAUCCAUGCAACAGCAGCAAUGUGGGCAACCCCUGCAGCAGCAACAGUCGGAACCGUAUCUUAAGCAGCAGCAAUUGCAGCGUUCGCUGCAACAGCAGCAGUCACAGCCUUUCCUGCAGCAGCAGCAGUCGCAGAUAUCCUUACAGCAACAGAAGUCGCAGCAUUCGCUACAGCAUCAAAACUCGCAGAUUUCGCUGCAGCAGCAACAGUCGCAUCCCUCUCUGCAGCAACAGCAGUCGCAGCCCUCGCUGCAGCAGCAGCGGCGGUCUCAACUAAGUGCCAAGCAGCUGCAUCAGCAGAGCAUGCCGGGGUCCCUUGCUCUACAGGGAACAACCUCGAGCCUUGAGGGUUGCUUUCGCGAUGUAGGGGAGGAGAGAGGCGGCAUAAGCACGGGCGGACUUUGUGCCUGUUGUGUACAUGAUGAUGGCGAUGAAUCUGUCGGGCUUGUUGAGUUUAGUGUUUGGUUGGGUGGGGGGGUCUGCUCUUUCAACAUUGUCGAGCGUCGCUUCUCCGGGGACCCCCGCCCCGCCAUGCUGGUGCAUGCAGGCGUUCUUGCUGCUGCAUUUUUGCUGUUACUUCCCAUGGCUCGCUCUGCUCUGACUAAAAGAGCUGAGAUCGACUCGUGUGUCUUCGAGAUACACUCCAAGUCCACCGCCGCCUACAGCCCAGCAGCAGACGGGAGAACUUCCGCCCUUUCUGGCAGCAGCGGCCCCUCCAGGAGGCUAACAGAAACUGCUGCUGCCUAA
Messenger RNA from Eimeria maxima, 2097 nucleotides. RefSeq lists its product as hypothetical. Lineage: Eukaryota; Apicomplexa; Conoidasida; Eucoccidiorida; Eimeriidae. The record is from RefSeq and is a predicted model, not a curated record. The coding region runs from base 1 to 2097 and encodes 698 amino acids. The transcript has 3 exons.